Parnassius mnemosyne (clouded apollo) is the source of this 1395-nucleotide messenger RNA. NCBI's taxonomy places the organism in Eukaryota, Metazoa, Arthropoda, Insecta, Lepidoptera, Papilionidae. The record is from the annotation of a GenBank genome assembly.
AUGGAACAAGUAACGGCAGUACUGGCGCAAAUGAUGGAAACAAUACGAGGUAUGCAAACACAGCAAGCUAAUUUACAAAGGGCAUUACUUGAGCAAGACAGGAAGGUAGACCCAGUAGUUGGAAGAGAAUGGCUCAGAGAUCUUAAGUUACAAUUUAACCUUAACUCUAUAUAUAUAGAAUAUAAAGAAGAAAGUGAUAUAACAGAACAGGAAUUUGGAGUAAAGCUACAAAAUUUAUUAGAAGAAUACCAAGAAUUAUUUACAGAAGAAAUUGGCAAAAUUAACAAUUUUCAAGCAUCAUUUAAACUAAAGGAUGGAGUAGUACCAAUAUUUUUGAAACCACGAUCUGUACCAUUUGCAUUGAGAAAUCAAGUGGAAGCAGAAAUUGACAGACUGGAAAAAGCAGACAUUCGUAUGAAAAAGUCACAUACUUACAAUGGGGUACACCUGUCGUCCCCGUUAUUAAACAAAAUGGCAAGAAUUGAAGAAAUUUUUUCAAAAUUAAGUGGUGGAAAGUACUUCUGCACACUUGAUAUUAAUCAAGCAUAUCUACACAUGUUAACUAGUGAUGAGACAGCAGAGAUGCAGGCCAUCAGUACAUGUAAAGGUACCUAUAAAGUGAAAAGAUUAAUGUUUGGUGUUAAGUUCAUUCCAAAUCUAGCAUCUAAGUUGAACCCACUUUACAACCUAUUACCGAAAGAUAAAGAGUUUAUAUGGUCUAAAGAAUGUGAAAAAAUUUUCCAAGAGUUAAAAGAUGAAAUUUGUGGAGAAAAAGUUUUAAUACCCUUUCAUGAGAACUUACCUGUUACUCUUGCUACAGAUGCAUCACCUACUGGAUUUAGAGCUGUGUUAUCACAUAUUAUGCCAGACAAGACUGAACGACCCAUUGCCUUUACAUCAAAAUCCUUAACUAAAGCUGAGAAAGGUUACAGCCAACUCGAUAAAGAAGCAGCAGCGUUGAUAUGGGGACUAAAGAAGUUCUUCCAAUACUGCUACGGAAGAAAAAUUACAUUGGUUAUAGACAACAAACCCUUGUCUAGAAUUUUACAUCCAGAAAAAGCUACACCGGUUACUACAGCGAUUAGACUGGUGCACUACGCAAAUUUCUUAGCAGGUUUUGACUACGAUAUAAAACUCAGAAAGACAACAGAACAUGCAAAUGCUGACUACUUUUCAAGAUUAAAUAAGUCGACAGAAACAGAAAAUGACAAUCUGACAGAUGAUGAUGCAUUUUACUUAAAUCAAAUCUCAGAAAUGCCAGUUACACUACAAGAAAUUAGAGAAGCUACUAGAAAAGACCCAGACUUACAAAAGCUCUACAUGGAUAUACAAUCAGGUAGAAGUGACCCUAAGAGACUUCAUGAAUAUUCUCUACAAAGCAACUGCAUUUUUUAA